This is a messenger RNA of Drosophila mauritiana, 2259 nucleotides long. RefSeq names its product ras-related protein Ral-a (gene Rala). The transcript is spliced from 5 exons. Gene Ontology annotation, molecular function: GTPase activity; GTP binding; GDP binding. The record is from RefSeq and is a predicted model, not a curated record. Bases 283 to 876 code for a protein of 197 amino acids. Gene Ontology annotation, cellular component: plasma membrane. Gene Ontology annotation, biological process: Ras protein signal transduction. NCBI's taxonomy places the organism in Eukaryota, Metazoa, Arthropoda, Insecta, Diptera, Drosophilidae.
CCACUUUCACACUAGUUUCUUUCAAGCAAGCAAUACCAGCGGAACUUUAAUUGCGGUGUGCGGCGAACGAGAAGAGAAACCGAAAAGCAGCCAAUUUACUGUUGCGUUCCGAUCCUGUUAAUUCAUCAGUUGCCGAUUCUCCGAUCGCGCCUGUAAAUUUUUUGUUUAGUUUAGUGCAUCAAGUGCGAGAUAACACAGCAAAGCAACAACAAACGAAGCGACAGGCCAAAGCGGACGCGCAAAAUACAAUAAAAAAUACAGCGAGUGAGUGAUCCCGCCAUCAUGAGCAAGAAGCCGACAGCCGGACCGGCGCUCCACAAGGUCAUCAUGGUGGGCAGUGGCGGCGUGGGAAAGUCCGCCCUCACACUGCAGUUCAUGUACGAUGAGUUCGUCGAGGACUACGAGCCCACCAAGGCCGAUAGCUAUAGGAAAAAGGUUGUGCUGGACGGCGAGGAAGUACAAAUAGAUAUAUUGGAUACGGCUGGCCAGGAGGAUUAUGCCGCCAUCAGAGAUAACUACUUUCGCAGCGGCGAGGGUUUCCUCUGCGUCUUCUCCAUCACAGACGACGAAAGCUUCCAGGCAACCCAGGAAUUCAGAGAACAGAUCUUGCGAGUAAAGAAUGACGAGAGCAUACCGUUCCUGCUGGUGGGCAACAAGUGCGAUCUGAAUGAUAAGCGCAAGGUGCCGCUGAGCGAGUGCCAGCUGAGGGCGCAGCAGUGGGCGGUGCCCUAUGUGGAGACCUCGGCUAAAACCCGCGAAAAUGUGGACAAGGUAUUUUAUGAUCUAAUCAGGGAUAUUUCAUCGCGUAAAAAACAACGUCAGACGGACGUGAAACAGCCGCCGAAGCCCAACUCUCAUUGCUGCCAACUGCUGUAGGAUGAAUAACAACAACGGACAACAACCAUACGAUGAACAACAAACAACUGCAGCAGCAACAACUUGGAACACAACAACGGCCACACGGAUAACACCAACACACAGGAUAGGAUAUGGCGAACAGAACCAUAUGUUAAUACAAUUUAAUGAACUUUGAGAACACCAGUACACAUACGAACAGCAACAGAUAUUAAUACUAUUUGCCACACUCAGAACUCCAAUCCAUAAUCCAUGUUAACUUGCAUUGUAAUAUACAUAAAUAUAUAUAUAUGAUUUAGGCAACAAAUUUUUUUCGAAAAAAUCAAAAGAAAAGCACACAGACAGGCAACUUACGAAUUCUGUCGUUUAUUUUUAGUUACUUUUUUUGAAUUAUCGAUGUUUGUGUUGCCCCCGUAUAAUAAAAUGUUAAAACUAAAACCUAAAGCUGAAGCUAAAGCUUAAACAUAUUAAAUAUAAUCAAUCGUAGACACCUAAAGAAGCCCAUAAUAAUUAUGCAAUUUAAAACUUGCUACAGAUAUUUCUCUUGUUUAAUUAUAUAUACGCAUACAUUUUUUUGUAAUAUUUUAAAGUUUAAUAGCAAAAUGCAAACCACACAAACCAACAAGAAACCACACAGAAAAGCUUUUUAUAAAUAUAUCUAAAUAUAUAUUUAAAUAUAUAUAUUAAAUAGUUUAAAGUAUGAAACACUUAAAAUCCUAGCGAAGAAACAACAGAGGAAAACGGGAAAAACAAAAAAUAUCUCCAAUUAUUAAUGGUAAACGAAGUGAAUCGAAACAAAUUUUUAAUGCAAUUUUUGUAAUUUUCUAAACCGAAAGCAAAUGUGUAGGGAUUUAUAAACAACAAAAAACCAAUGAGGAAUGAUACACUAACGUUUCUGAAAAGCUUUGGAGACUUUCCUUUACGAACAGUUAUUUUCUUUGCCCUGGAACACAUCCAAUAUAUGUAUGUAUGUAUGUUUAGCAAUUACUCCCGAUUGAUUUGCUUCUUUGUGUACUUUUGUAUAACUGCAUUCUGUAUUGUAAUAUUUAAGCUAUUAUUAUUAUGAUAAUUAUUAUUAUUAAAUAUAUAAGUUAUAUAUGCAAUCAAGCGAUGAUUGGUUCACUUUUUGUAUGUAUGUAUGAGGCAUAUUCCUAGUUUCCCCUGUGAAAAUUUGUGCAACACACACGAAAUCUCGACCACAGUUAGAGCACGCAACCAUUUGUUUUAUCCUCCUUACAGACUUAUGCGAAUAUCCAAAACAAAAUCAAACAGACGCAUUUUUUUUAUAAUAUAUACAUGCAUGUAUAUAAAUAUAAAAAUUACAAUUACGAGAGUUAAAAAUGUCGAUUGAUGGAGUGUACGUUUAGCUUGACUCAGAAAUAAAACGAAAAAUAUGAAAACUAA